Messenger RNA from Phoenix dactylifera (date palm), 1991 nucleotides. Its product is annotated as putative protein S-acyltransferase 7. Gene Ontology annotation, molecular function: protein-cysteine S-palmitoyltransferase activity. NCBI's taxonomy places the organism in Eukaryota, Viridiplantae, Streptophyta, Magnoliopsida, Arecales, Arecaceae. Gene Ontology annotation, biological process: protein targeting to membrane; peptidyl-L-cysteine S-palmitoylation. Gene Ontology annotation, cellular component: Golgi apparatus; endoplasmic reticulum. The record is from RefSeq and is a predicted model, not a curated record.
CGCACCGAAUCUAUACGCUAACCCCCCGGCUGCUCUUUCGAUUCUCUUGUCGAAGAAAGGGAAAGCGCGCGGAGUUUGGGCGGCGGCGGCGGAGGAGGAGGAGGUGGAGGGUUAUCGCCGGAGUCUGGGAGCGCCGAGACCGGGAUCUGACGGUGAGCCGGCGGCUGGAGGGCAUGGUGGGCAGAGAGCGGAAAUCCUAGGAAAGAUCCCUUCUUUUUCGUCAUCUCUCUGCGGGUGCACUCGGGGAAUCUAGGUUUUGCGGCGGGCGAUGGAGCAGGAGGAGAGCCGCCGUCGAGGAGGAAUGUACGUGGUCCCGCCUCCUCGGGGCCCGGGUCCCGCCGCCGUGGCCGCGGGGGACGACAAAGCGCCGAGGGUUUACGAGGUCUGGAUGGCCAACAACAUUUUUUUUCUUAAAGGGAGGUUCGUCUUUGGGCCUGACGUGAGGUCAUUGUUUCUCACAAUAUUCCUCAUUGUUGCACCUAUGUCAAUUUUUUGUGUAUUUGUCGGCAGAAAACUAAUGGAUGGUUUUUCUCAUCAUUUGGGAAUAUCGAUAAUGGUAGUAGCGGUUGCAUUCACAUUAUAUGAUAUAACUCUUCUACUUCUCACAUCUGGUAGAGAUCCGGGUAUAAUACCUCGUAGUGCACAUCCUCCGGAACCUGAAGACUAUGCGGAACUAGGGGAUGAUGAAACUCCAGAGUUACGUUUACCUAGAAUAAAAGAAGUUGUUGUCAAUGGGGUCACUGUGAAGAUCAAAUACUGUGAUACAUGCAUGCUCUAUCGACCUCCUCGCUGUUCUCACUGCUCAAUCUGCGAUAACUGUGUGGAACGUUUCGACCACCACUGCCCAUGGGUUGGGCAAUGCGUAGGGCUUGUAAGUUUCCGAAACUACCGAUUCUUUUAUAUGUUUGUCUUCUCAACAACUCUACUCUGCUUGUAUGUUUUCGGCUUCUGCUGGGUAUAUAUAAUUAGAAUCAAGAAUGCUGAGCAAACAUCUAUCUGGAGGGCAAUGAUCAAAACUCCAGCUUCCAUUGUUUUGAUAAUCUACACUUUUGUAUGCGUGUGGUUUGUUGGCGGUCUGUCUGUCUUCCAUCUGUAUCUCAUUAGUACAAACCAGACUACAUAUGAGAACUUCAGAAAACAUUAUGAUCAGCGAGAUAACCCAUACAACAGAGGAGUAGUUGCGAAUUUCAAAGAAAUUUUCUUCACAAGCAUUCCUCCUUCAAAGAAUAAAUUCCGGGCAAGAGCACCACUCCAACGGGGAUUACAGACAAGAUCACCGAGCGGAGGUUUUAUUAGUCCAAACAUGGGGAAGUUGGUAGGCGAUCUUGAGAUGGGCAGGAAGCCUGUGACAUGGGAUGAAGCAACGACUGGGAUGGAUGUUAAUGAUUUGCAAGCAGGUUUGAGUGACACCAACAUUUUGGAUGACAAGAAUGGUGGGUUUGGUGAUGUAUCCCCUGAUUUAAGCAGGGAGGUCCUCCCAACAGAGAGGUUCGAAGGGCGUGCAGCAUUCCACCCAAGGCGGCCGAGUUGGGGACGUAGAAGUGGAAGCUGGGAGAUGUCACCGGAAGUAUUGGCUCGGGCAGCUCGAGAUGGGUAAUCGGAUCGGGCAAGUAGAAAUCGGUGAGGUUUCUGUACAGAGACACGAAUCAGAAGGCAGCAAUCUAAUGCAAGCGGAUGCGCAGCUGAGAGGGCAGGACUGAUGCUUCACAUGUUAGUCUUUGUUGUACUCGUGUGCAGUUGGGGAAGGAGUACAGAUUGUAUUCUGCAUGGAUACCGUGUGUCGAUAUGAUCCUUUCAUGUUGUUUGUUUUCUUUUUCCUUUUCUUUGCUUCUUGCAGCUUGUGUGAUGGUUUGAUUUGUUGAGGCAUUGAUUUUCAGGACUGGACUCUUGUUUGGUUGGGUGGGAUGUGUGUCUGUAUAUAUACAUACUGAUGGAGUGGUAAUUCUAGAAAAAUAAUAAUGAAAAACAUGUAUUGUUUGAUCUGGAUCUCA